Molecule: messenger RNA, 2668 nt
Organism: Caenorhabditis sp. 36 PRJEB53466
Lineage: Eukaryota; Metazoa; Nematoda; Chromadorea; Rhabditida; Rhabditidae
Source: the annotation of a GenBank genome assembly
AUGCUCGAUUCAUUCCAGACGCCGAUGACAUCUUCUUCUGGCGGCGUCAACUUUUUGCCAGAAUGCGAGCCGCAAAUAUUCAAUGACAUUCAGGCGACGAUCCGAUUAUUCGGAGGUAUCGUUUCGAGAAUUUCAAAAAACCAACCUUUCUUUUCUCCUUCCAGGAAUGCCCAUCGCUAUAUUCGGCUUCAUCACCAACGUCAUCAAUGUGAUCGUGUUUUGCGAUCCCGAAAUGCGAUGCUCACUUGUUAAUCACUUUUUGCUAGUAAGAAAGAACAACCGGCGGAUCGUGGCGAGACCCAACCGACUAAACGUUCAGGUAUUAUCAAUAUCCGACUUGCUGCUGCUCGUCUGCAACUUCUUCAUGCUCAUCUUCCCGGUGAUCGCGUCGAUGAGCAACAACUACCCGCUCAACAACUAUUAUCCGGUCUUUCUCUGGUUCGCCUACCCGGUCGGCCUGAGCACUCAGACGUGCGGAGUCUACCUGACGGUCCUGGUGUCUGUGCACAGAUAUCUGGGGGUGUGUCAUCCGUUUCGCGCGAAACGAUGGGUCUCCGGCAAGCCUGUCAAAUGGGCGAUCAUCGGUGAGAUCAGAGACCAGAAGCUUCCAUCAUUUCUAUUUAUUCUUUGUCUCAUUCCAGGCUCCAUCUUCUUCAGCAUCAUCAUCAACUGUCAGACGUGGCUGGAGUUGGACAUUCGUACGUGCUACUCGCACGAAUUCCAAAACCCGGUGCGCUCGAUCAUUCUGACGCCGCUGCGACAGAACGAGAUGUACAACCUGGUGACAAAGUGCAUAAUGUACACGCUCAUCAUGUUCGUCAUCCCGUUCCUCACGCUCAUCAUCGUCAACUGUCGGAUUGUGGUGGCGUUGAAGGAGUCGACGCGAAUGCGCAACGGACAAUCGAUGAAGAAGAGCACACAAUCGUGAGUAGAAGCUUUUCGCCCUACUUAACGGCUCAUCUCUCGCAGAGAGAUGUCUGUCUGAACACCUUUAGACACUUGUAGAAAGAAGCAAUUUGAAAAAUUCCAGUAGGUUCACGUGGAAAUCCCUGGACAAGUAAGUUGUCGCUCGCUCUUUCAGGCCCCCACCCCGAAUGUUAGUCAUCAUCAUUCCGCUUGAAUUGCGUUCCUCCCCGCCCGUUGUUUUUUCAUGGAAUGGCGUGCUUGCUUUAGCUAUUGUUGCCUGUGCUCAUUUGCAGAAAACAAUCGGGCGGUUUUCUUUCAGGCGCAUCAUGCACAACUUCCGGAUGCUUAAAGGCGCCAAGUACAGCGAGCUGUUCGGACGGUUCGGCAGGCUCAACUUCAAGUGAGUACCUGGGGUAGAAGUUGCCGCAUUGUUUCAUAGAUUGUACGAUACUUAUGGUGCAGGCAGAGCGAUAAAGAAUUGGAAAAAAAGACAGUUCUGGUCAGCAACUUUAGUCAGCACACAUUGAAGAUCGCAUAUCUCAGCUGUCUGUAGAGAUAUCAAAAAGUGGUCAACUAAUAAAAUGUGAAUAAUUUAUUAAUGAACAUUUUAUCAGUUGAACACUUUCUGAUGUCUCCACCGGUAGCUGAGAUAUACGGUCUUGAAUAAACAGUAUUUUGGUAACCUUCUAGUAAAGUUUGUAUGGUAGUUUCCCCUGCAGUUAGCUACUUGACACUUUGCAAAUCUUCAAACCCGACCCAAUUACAGUCCUCUCAAAACACCGUCUCUGCUGAAAACGAACGGAAACUCGCUGCGCGACCGUUCGGUCACCCUCAUGCUUCUGGCGAUCGUGGCCAUCUUCCUGUGCUGCAACUGUCUCGCCUUCUGCAAUAACAUCUAUGACAACGUGCAAGUGGCGAGAAAACACGGCCAGGACGUGAACGCCUUCAAUCACACGGCUCAUCAAGAGGUUAAUCCGUUUUCCAUCAAAUGACUCCAAUUUUAGUUCAACGGAUUAUACUACUACGGUUACCCAAAACGCUGUUCUAAUCCCGACUACCACUACCACUUCCUCGUGCGUUUACAGAUCGAAGAGCAACACGAGGACAUCAUUGAAAACUGGAGCGUGUACAGCAUCUUCAACGAGUGGAACUUUGACUUUUCCGUCGAGAUUUCGAACCUGUUGAUCAGCCUGAACUCGUCGAGUUCCAUGUUCGUCUACCUCAUCUUUUCCUCAAAGUACAGAUCGAUCAUCAAGCACUGGUUGGGAUUGGAGAAGCGAAGGAGGGUAAGUACUCCCGAGUUAAUCAAGUUCCACACGUCACUUUCAGACGAACGGAGUCGCCUUGACGACAGUGAUGGCUGCUCAGAAGGCGUUGGAACUCUCGAUUCUUCCAGAUGAAGUCGAAGGUACGCAUCUGUCCCUCUUGACAAUUUCUAAAGUGCUCCCGAACUUCAGCUCGUCGAAAUCGCAAAGAGAAGAACUUAUUUGUGAAGAAAAAGCAGCUGAACAAGUCGGCGCAGCUCUUUCUGACCACUUCGGAAACUGAUCUUCGGAAGGCGCGCGCCAUUCGGAGAGAGCAGGAAGAGGAGGAAGAGCACGAGAUUCAGGAGAUUGCCAGCGACGAGCCGAGCACCGCCAGCAAUCUCUCCAGAGGUACUGUUGCUGACACAAUGUUCACAAUUGACGAUCCUAAGAUUUCAGACGACACGAACCGUUCGAGCUCGAAACGCAAACUUCUCCGCUUCGCCACUCUCGCCUAA